GGCUGGGCACGGGUGAAGAGAGACAGGCACAUGCGUCUUGGUGCACACCGAGAGCCAGGAGAGCAGGAGAACACUCUCUGCCCAGUAGCCACUUUGGCAAGAAGAUGACAGACCCCCAGGGGUGUGCUGGCCAGAGGAAGCCCAGCCUGUCCUUUUCCAUAGAGGAGAUCUUAAAGAAACCUUCUGCCAGCACUGCCCUAAGUAGGGAAACCAGGAACAGAAGUAGCUACGCAGAGAGACCACCAUCCCUAAAAGCAGUGUCACCACUGGCCUUUGAUUCCAGCAGCAGGAGUCAGUUAGGCUGUGACUUAUAUUCAGCCAAAAUGCUUCUCCCUGCCAUGUGUACUACACCCAUAGCCAGGGCAAAGAACAUGCAGGCAGCUUAUUGCAGAAGACCUACUGACAGCCCAGCUUCCCUCCUGGGCGAGGAUGCACGACAUCAACACCUGAAAGGCAAAAGAAAACACGAGGAAGAGGAAGAUCAGAUAUGUGAUUUUCCAGUGGGCCAUCCACUUCAUGUUGAGAGAAAAGGGAAGCGGAGAAUCCGGACAACAUUCACAGCCGAGCAGCUCCAGGAACUGGAGAAGAUUUUCCAAGUGACUCACUACCCAGAUGUCCAUAUUCGCAAUCAACUGGCAGCAAAGAUAAACCUCCCAGAAGCCAGAGUUCAGAUCUGGUUCCAGAACCAGCGAGCCAAGUGGAGGAAGCAUGAAAAAUUUGGCAAUUUUGGUGGCCUUCAGCAUCUGACAGAAGUUGAUUUCAUCCCUGCUCCCAAGUCGUAUAUCACAGCUCCAAGCUUGAUGCCAAGAAAGCUCGCUGCUACCAUCCCUGCUGCGGGGUACUACUCACAGCUGCAAGGGCAGCUGACCACUGCCUGGCUGCCCAGCACUCUCUCCUUCGUCCCCCACCACUUGGAGCUGCUGCCCUUCCCAAAACCAUACUUGCUCUUCAAUGUCCUCCCCACUUAUGGUGUGCCACUACCCCACAAGUUGGAAAGGAGCAGUAUCUGCACCAGUUCCACAUAGAGAAGAAUGCGGGGGAGCAGGGGAAGUCUGGGGCAUGUUUUUCUCACCCAUGACUAAUUUGGGAGUGUGCAGUUCAUUUCCUUGAACAAGACUCCUGGGACAAUGGGUGGCCUGUGGUGCAAAGUCAGCUUGCUGCAGAAGUGCCGCCAUGAGUAACCGCAGCCUAGCAAGCAUGGGGAAGAGCCACCAUGGACCAGGAAGGAAUUCCCCAUCUGCUAGAGGAGCAGCAUGCUCUGCAGAAACCCAGCCACUCAACUGAUAGCCUCUUCCUGGGGGAAUGGUGCAUGGAGCAGCCCUGCAAAAGAACUGGGGUUUUACUCAGCCCUGAGACAGUGCUGGAUGACCCUGUUCCAUUGGUGGAUUGAAGCAGGCAAGAUGCCUGCCAAGGUGUUCAUAGCCCCACGGUCCAGCCAAAGGGGCUUUUCUCCUCAGGUUUAUGUUGCUUUCCUCAUAUAUGCUGGUCCUCAUGCGCUGGGGAGAGCAAAGAACAUGCUUAGGUCAAAAAUCAGACUUUGAAGAUACAUUUUUUUUCCCAAAAUUGUCAAUGCAGGAGGGGGGUGGGCUUGAUUUGCUGUGUUUGUGACUUGAAUAAAGGGACACGAACACAAUUUGAGCUGAAAUACAAUAGUCUGAGAGGUAUAGCAGUGCUGAGCUCUGGAUUUGGUAGUCUCUGGGGGCAAUAGAAUUUUUCAGCUGGUUAAUUAAAAUGCUUAUUAGGAAGCCUCUCAUUUUUGACCCAAAUUAAGAAAGCUCCAAAACUCUCUCAGAAACAAUAAUGAAAAGAGACAGUCUUAAUCUGCUAGACAUAAUAGGAUGGUUUGACCCCACAGUUCGGUUUAAUUGUAGAUCAAUAAUGAGAUCAGCCUGCCCACUUACAAGAUGACUCUAUGGGUUAUUAUUUAUAUAAUAUUAAUCUCCUUCCAACAUAUGGCGCUCUUUUUCCCCCUGCUUAUUCAGAGUCCAAUCCUACUUCCACUAAUGUCUGCACUGACUUUCAUGAGAAGCACUGUUGGAAAGCACUGUUGAAAGGGUUGAACAAUCUUUUGUCUUGCAGUCACAGCACAUACUGCACACUGACAGGGCAAGCUACUGAGCAAAGCCAUUAAAAUGUAGUCUCCCUCCCAGACAUACCACUUGUAAGGGUGGCCAUUCGUGACAGAGUCCAAAAGCAAUGCAAAUUGUGACCCAAAGGCUUGCUGGGAAGGCUGCCCUGUGCACAUGGGAGUGCAGGUAGGUUAAUGACUCUGAAUAGGUUGCUUACUUAAGAAAUCCUCCAGCCAGACUGCAGCUGCCAGGUCUUCAGCCUCCUUCUAGCUGCUAAUUGUUAGUUACAUAGUGGAUCACACUGAGUCAAUAGCUUUCCUGUCUGGCUGGUACCAGCUUUCCAUGUACUUCAGGUUUGAGAGUCUUGUAUGCUAGGCAGUAGGUGACUGUUGCAGGGAAAAGAAAGGAUAAAUCCUACCCCAUAUGGGUUCAUUUCUCCAGGCCACAACUAUUCAGCAGAAGUCAGAUAUACUGUGUCCCUCCUCUUAUAGGUAUUAAACAGGACUUUUCCCACCCCUGCUUGGAUCUCUAUAGGGUCAUCCCUAUCAUUUUAUGUCAUCUGAAGGGCAGUCCAGUUAGAUACAGGACUAAACUUCAGCUCCAACAAAGGGAUUUAAGCACCUAACUGAUUAAAGUCAACGGGGAUUAUCAAUGGUACUCAUCUCAUACAACUUUAGGUGACUGCACUGCAGCUACAGACACCUGGAUUAAGAAUCCUGGGCUCACUUUAAAGAAGUAAAAGCAUUCAUGGUAAGGUUUCUGGGUUAGAUGAAGUCUGUGCAUUCGUGCAGUUUCCAGGGAGUGAAUUGUCCCUGUGCAAUGAUUAGCUUGAAUAUAAACACUGGCAUUGUAAUCAUCUAAUGCUAAGGGGCCGUGAUUCUUAGCCCAAGUAGACCAGGGCUGCAAGCCAGCACCCACAUGGGGACAGCUUAUCAUCCUGUGGGAGUAUUU
Molecule: messenger RNA, 3020 nt
Organism: Neopsephotus bourkii (Bourke's parrot)
Lineage: Eukaryota; Metazoa; Chordata; Aves; Psittaciformes; Psittacidae
Gene: ISX
Product: intestine specific homeobox
Exons: 5
Coding region: 105-1025 (306 amino acids)
Biological process (GO): regulation of transcription by RNA polymerase II
Molecular function (GO): RNA polymerase II transcription regulatory region sequence-specific DNA binding; DNA-binding transcription factor activity, RNA polymerase II-specific
Source: RefSeq, a predicted model, not a curated record